This is a messenger RNA of Cuscuta campestris, 6012 nucleotides long. The record is from the annotation of a GenBank genome assembly. NCBI's taxonomy places the organism in Eukaryota, Viridiplantae, Streptophyta, Magnoliopsida, Solanales, Convolvulaceae.
ACCUAAAACCCAACCUGGAAUGAUUUCCCCACCAAGAAACUCUCCCAUUUUCAAUUUUACACUCUAGAAAACUAUGCCAAACACGGAUUAAAUAACUCUGGAUAUGUUCAUAGAGAGAAAAUUAUUGCAAGGAUUCUUCCGCAGAAGAGGUUAUUGAAAAAUCAAAGGUUGAAUCUUUAGGAAGAAAGAUUGAUGUUUUUGGAAGGGUUUGUGCAUGUGGAGAGUCUGUUUUGUUUCUUUGCAUUGGUGAGAUAUAGGGAGUAGUUGUCAUUGAUGGGGAGAGGGAAGCCAAGGGCAGUAGAGAAAGGGGCAUUAGGGCAAAGCACAAGUUCAUCAAGAAGUGGGCAGUUCAUUAUACCCCCUGCGCCUGUGUAUUUCCCGACGGAAGAAGAAUUUAGGGACCCUUUGGAGUUUAUAUAUAAGAUCAAGGGAGAGGCCGAAAAGUACGGGAUCUGUAAGGUUGUACCUCCCAAGAACUGGAAACCCCCAUUUGCAUUGGAUUUGAAUUCGUUCACGUUUCCCACAAAAACUCAGGCAAUCCAUCAGUUGCAGGCCCGGUGUGCUUCGUGUGACCCUAAAACUUUUGAGUUGGAGUAUGAGCGAUUCUUAGAAGAGCAUUGCGGUAGGAGGGUGAAGAAGAGGGUUCUCUUUGAGGGGUCAGAGUUGGAUUUCUGUAAAUUGUUUAAUGCGGUGAAACGCUAUGGAGGUUAUGAUAAGGUUGCAAAGGACAAGAAGUGGGGGGAAGUUUUUAGGUUUGUGAGGUCAAGCGGGAAGAUCACAGAGUGUGCGAAGCAUGUGUUGAGUCAGUUGUACUUUGAACAUCUGUAUGAUUAUGAACAGUAUUGCUCUAAAUUGAAUAAGGUUAACAAUAAGGGUUAUAAGCGAAGAGCUCAGCAUGAUAGAAAAAGUAUACCACAGUUUGAAAUUCCUAGUUUGAAGAGGAGGAAGAAUACAAAGGGUGAGAGACAUGAUGAAGUGAACAAAACAGAGGAAGAGCUUGAUCAAAUAUGCGAACAAUGCAAAAGUGGUAUGCAUGGGGAGGUGAUGCUUCUAUGUGAUAGAUGCAACAAGGGAUGGCAUAUUUAUUGUUUAUCACCACCUCUAAAACAAGUUCCACCUGGGAACUGGUACUGCUUGGAGUGCUUGAAUUCUGAAAAAGACAGCUUUGGUUUUGUUCCGGGAAAGGAUUAUUCUUUGGAAGCUUUUAGGCGUGUGGAUGAUCGGUCUAAGAGAAGAUGGUUUGGAUCAACACCUAUAUCACGAGUUCAACUGGAGAAGAAGUUUUGGGAAAUAGUAGAGGGAUCAGCGGGUGAAGUUGAAGUUCUCUAUGGCAAUGACUUGGAUACUUCUGUUUAUGGGAGUGGAUUUCCACGUGGAACUGACCAAAGGGUUACAACAGUAGGAUCUGAAAUAUGGGAUGAGUAUUGUGUUAGCCCAUGGAAUCUUAAUAACUUACCGAAGUUGAGAGGUUCAAUGCUACAAGCUGUUCAUCAAAACAUUGCCGGUGUUAUGGUACCAUGGCUUUACAUUGGGAUGUUAUUCUCUUCAUUUUGCUGGCAUUUUGAAGAUCAUUGUUUUUACUCUAUGAACUAUCAUCACUGGGGAGAUCCAAAAUGUUGGUAUAGUGUUCCUGGUAGUGAAGUCCUUGCAUUCGAAAAGGUUAUGCGAAAAAGUCUCCCUGAUUUAUUUGAAACACAGCCUGAUUUGUUGUUUCAGCUUGUAACCAUGUUGAACCCACGUGUCUUGCAAGAAAAUGGAGUCCCUGUUUACAGUGUCUUGCAGGAGCCUGGAGACUUCAUCAUUACCUUCCCCAGAUCCUACCAUGCAGGCUUCAACUUUGGUUUAAAUUGUGCGGAGGCUGUCAAUUUUGCACCUGCAGAUUGGCUACCUCAUGGUGGUUUUGGAGCUGAACUUUACCAGCUUUACCGCAAAGCUGCUGUAUUAUCUCAUGAAGAGCUUCUCUGUGUGGUGGCCAAGAGUGAUUUGGAUAGUAAGGUCUCACCAUACUUAAAAAUGGAACUGCUUAGGGUCUAUAAUAAGGAAAAAUCAUGGAGAGAACAGCUUUGGAUGAAUGGCAUAGUUAACACUUCAAUAAUGUCACCUCGUAAGCAGCCUCAGUACGUGAGUACCGAAGAGGAUCCUACAUGCAUUAUAUGCCAACAAUAUUUGUAUCUUUCUGCUGUAGCAUGCAGCUGUAGACUAUCAGUUUUUGUUUGCCUCGAGCAUUGGGAACACCUUUGUGAAUGCAAGCCCAACAAACACCGUAUUCUCUAUCGUCACACUCUUGCAGAACUGAGUGAUUUGGUGCUCAUUGCAAAUAAGUGUAAUUCUGAGUAUGCAUCCACAAGCAUCCAAAACCAGCUCCUCACUUCCACAGAUUCAGCAGCACUUUCAAAGAAGGUCAAAGGUAACUCAUUCACCCAUGUGCAACUUGCAGACAAAUGGCUUUUGAAGUGUGAUAAGAUUGUACAGAGUUCAAAUUCGCGUGAUGCUUACGCUAAUGCACUAAAAGAGGCUGAACAGUUUCUCUGGGCUGGUCAUGAAAUGGAUCAUGUCAGAGAAAUGGCCAAUAAGCUGGUUGAAUAUCAGAAUUGGGCUCAAAAAGUAAGGGAUUGCAUCUCUAGAUUAGAGGCAUGGUCGUGUAAAGGUGACCAUGAUUCAGGAAAGGUUCAGAUGGAGCUUGUUGACCAUUUGCUAAGUAUAAGUCCUGCCCAUUGUGUUGAUCCCGCAUAUCUCAAAUUAAAGGAUUACCAGACAAAAGGAAGCAUUCUGAUUCAGGAAAUUGGUUCUAUUCUUUCAUUAUGUCCUAAGAUUUCUGUAGAUGAGUUGGAGAAUUUGCAAUCUAAGAUAUGUGAUUCGCCUGUCUAUGCAACAGAAAGUGAGAAGUUGAUAUGCAUACUGUCUUCAGUGAAGGCUUGGAAAGAUGCUGCUAUAAAGUGCAUCUCAGAAAAGUCUUCUGCUGCAGUCGAGGCAGACGUUCUCUAUAAAUUGCAGGAGGAGAUUUCGGAUCUUCAAGUUGAACUCCCUGAAGUUCAAAUGUUAUUAGAUUUAGUUGCAAAAGUUGAAAUGUGCCGCUCUCAGUGCAAAGAGAUGUUGGAACGUUCUAUUAGCCUAAAGGAACUCGAAUUGAUUAUAAAUGAAUGGAAGGCUUUCACGGUUAACAUUCCGGAGCUUGAACUUCUAAAACAAUAUCAUAAAGAUGCUUUGUCUUGGGUAUCCCGUCUUAAGAACAUCCUAGUAAACAUCAGUGAAAGGGAAGACCAAGACCGUGUUGUUCAUGAGUUAACUUGUCUUCAGAAAGAUGCAUCUUGUCUGAGAAUUCAGGUUGUGGAGCUGCCCUGUAUUGAAAUUGAACUGAGAAAAGCUAGCUGCCGGGCAAAAGCACUGAAGGCACUUCAUAGCAGAACAUCCAUGGAUUAUAUAGAGCAGCUGUUGGUGGAUGCUAGCAUGUUGGAGAUUGAGAAGGAGAACCUUUUUCUUGAUAUUUCCAAGGUGCAUGCACUUGCUCUUUCUUGGGAAGAAAGAGCGAAGAACUUACUUGGAACUAAGGCGGAUAUAUCUGAAUUUGAGGAUGCUAUCAGGGCUUCUGAAAGUUUGGUUGUCAUUCUACCAUCUCUUGAUGAUAUUAAUGAUGCCGUUUCCAAGGCCAAGUCUUGGCUACUCAGGUCUAGACCUUUUAUAACGAACCAAUCGCCAGCAGCACUUGCUUCUUCAUGCUUGUUGCAUAAAGUUGAGGAUUUGAAGGAGUUAUCAUCCCAGUCAAAGCAUCUGAAGAUCUCUUUGGAAGAACAACCUAUCAUUCAGAAACUUCUCGAUCAGUGCACAAGUUGGGAACUGGAUGCCUGCUCUUUGUUGAACGAUGCAGAUACCCUAUUGAAUGCUGAUGUCAUAGGUGAUAAUAUUUUUAGCACUCUCACCCCAAAACUUGAACAUCAAAUUUCAUCAAUACAGCGUACCGUACAAGCCGGUCACUCUCUUGGUUUUGAACUGGAUAUGAUUUCCAAGCUUCGAGGUGUCUGCUCAACUCUGAAGUGGUGUGUCAAGGUUCUUUCUUUCUCUGCCAGUAGUCCUUCCAUUAAGGAAAUUGAAAAAACUUUGGAAGUUGUUGGCCGUUCUCCUACUGUAUAUGCAUCUUCUAAGUUGUACACUGUGCUGUUGGAUGGGGUAAAUUGGCUUAAGAAAGCCUUGGAAGUUUCAGCUCAAUCCAAUCUCAGGAGAUUCAGUUUGAAGGAUGCUGAGGAUGUGCUUAGGCAGUCUCAGAGUGUUCAGAUAUCAUCUCCUGUGAUAGUCUCUCAAAUCAAGAAUGCUAUUGCGAAACAUAAUUUGUGGCUGGAGCAAGUUCGAUUAUUUUUUAGUCUUGGCUUGAAGGAUCGGGCAUUAGGCAUGUUACUGCAGCUAAAGGAACUUGGAAGCACGGAUGCAUUUACAUGUUCUGAAUUGGACAUGGUUAUCUCUGAGGUUCAUAAAAUAGAUGAGUGGAAGCAUCGCUGCAUUGAUAUGUUUUGGUCUUCUGGUGAUGCCAACAUGCUACUUAGUGCUCUUUUAGAGAUUAGAAAUGCUCUUGAUACUUCAUUUUUCAUUUUUGACAACUCUAACUUUUUCAAGAGACAAGAUAUGUGUAUAUUCUGCUCCACUGCUACUAAUAGACAGAAGCUUUUGACUUGUUCUUCUUGCAACGACUGCUUCCACUUGGGAUGUAUGGGACAACCAUCUUUGGAGACAAAAAAUGUUCCAUUUAAUUGCCCCUAUUGCCAAUACACGAGAAGUGGGAAAAUCUCUAAAAAUGUUUGCAACUUGCUGAAAAAAGGGCGGAAGCGUUUUGAAUUGAAGAAGCUCAGCAAGCUUUUGUCAGAUGCUGAUGGUCUCUGUUUAUGGAUUGAGGAAAGAUCAUUACUUUGCCAAAUCAUGGACAGAGGUCUUCGGCUCAGCAUGUGCUUAAGAGAAAUCUCAAAUUCUGCAUCAGCUUGCCCUGAGGAGGAGGCGAAUCUAAGUAUUGUUUCUGAAAAACUUACAGUUGCAUUAAAGGCAGUAAAUGUGGCCGGUAUUGAUGAUUCUGAAACCAACUGCAAACUGGAGUUGGCAUUAGCGAAAAAUUCAUGGAGAGUUGGAGCUCUGAAGCUAAUGGAUGGUCCUCAAAAGCCCACUGCUCAACACAUCCGGCAACACUUAAAGAAGGGAAUAUCUAUAGGUGUUUCUACCAAAGAUUACCUAAGGCAGAGACUGACAGAAGCACAUGAUAUAGGAACAGAAUGGGCCAACACUGCAAAGAAGGUUGCUGCAGAUGGCGGUGCACUUGGAUUGGAUAAGGUCUUCAACCUGAUCUCUGAGGGCGAGAAUCUGGCCGUGAAUUGUGAGAAUGAACUCAAAUUACUGAGGGAUAGGUGUUUGCUCUACUGCAUCUGUCGGAGACCGUAUGAUGAGAGGGCAAUGAUUGCUUGCGACAAAUGUGACGAAUGGUAUCACUUUGAUUGCAUUCAGUUGUCUUCUCUCCCAAAGAUCUAUAUAUGCCCAGCCUGUGGUGUCGAAUCCGAAGAUGCUUCUGCUGCUCAUGCAUCCAUACCAUCCAUCGAAGACGGGUGUGGUGUUGGAAAACCAAAGGAGCCCCAAACGCCAUCCCCUCGGCCCACAGAAGUGAGAAGGAAGGCUGGAAAAUCCAACGCCACCGACGUGGUGGAAGUGGGCCCACCGCGGCCGAGGGAGUGGGAAAAUAACAAUAGUAACAAUAAUAAAAACGUUCUUCUCGGAUUGUUGUGGAGAAACCGCAAGCCAUGUAAACGUGCAGUUCGGAAACGAACAUGCCUCGAUAACCUCAUCAUCUCAUCCCCUUUCUUCUGUACAGAGUGAUCUUUUUUUUCUUCCUUUCUUUUUCUGCUCUUUCUUUGAGUCUCCAUUUUAGGUUAGUUUGCUAGGUUUUAGUCGCGGCGUAACGGCGGGGUGGGGUGGGGGUUUGAUAUUUAACGUUGUAUUCGUUUGAACAUUGCUCCUCCUUCCCAUUAAAACUAGAAAAUUAUA